AUGAAAGAAGAAAAUCACAUGACAUUUGUAUCUUCAGAAAAGGUAAUGGCAACAUCUCAAGAAACAUCACACGAUGGUUUGACUGAUAUGACCAGUCAGUCCAAUGGCAGUUCUUACAAAAUCGAUCAUCGUGAUACAAAUACACUUUUAUCAGUAAUAUUAUCUGGUAAUACUACAUUCUAUGUUCAAGCUGGAAGUUUGGUGGCUAUGAGUCCAUAA
Messenger RNA from Rotaria sp. Silwood2, 219 nucleotides. Lineage: Eukaryota; Metazoa; Rotifera; Eurotatoria; Philodinida; Philodinidae. The record is from the annotation of a GenBank genome assembly.